GCUAGUCUGAUCCCGGGCCCGGCAACGUAGUAGAACUACUCGCUGGCCUGCCAUAGCUAUCCAAGCCCGGUGCCGGCUGGGGCGCGGAGCCCGAGCGGAGCGCCCUUGGAGGCCGGAGCUGCUGGGCCUGCGGAGCCUCAGGAGCCGGCAGCCACUGCGCCUCCUUCAACCUUGCCGGCGAGCCGGAAUCGUAGAACUAAUCUCAACCCGGGGAUUGUGGUGUUGACCUUCCUUGGUUUUACUUGUUAGCUCCCAGCGAGAUGGUCGAGGUCAAUUUAAGCCAGGAUGCUGGAGAGUUGGUGCAAGCUAUCUGUAACGAAUUAAACUUUUCCAAGGGAAUCCUUCGUCAGCCCAGAGGUUGUAGUGCUCAUUUCCUCUGACAUCUUUUCCGCUUAUUACUGGAAUAAAAGCAGUAUUUUUCCCCAAUUUUCCUUACAGGACGUGUGACUUCUCUCCUUAGAAACACAGCUCAAGAAUCUCGUGAAAAGACAAGCUCUUCCGACUUUCAGGCCCCGUGCUGUCAUCAGAAGUUUGGGGUAAACGAUGGGAAAUGAGAAGGUCCUGUCUCUGCAUUCCCAUCUGUGACUGGGCGUUCUCCGCCUCCUCAGAGGAGCAUCUUUUGUAGGUGUCAGGUUAGCAUUCAGAAGGGCUUUUCUCCAGGGUCAUGAACCUGGACGACUAAGCCGUUUCCAAGGAAAGAGGUGUUUUGAAUCCCACAAUGGCAGCUAAAAUGGAGAUAACUUUGAGCUUGCAACCUCACUCUCCACAUUCCUCCAAACAAGAGAGACACAUAAUAGCAAAGCUAGAAGAGAGACAGGAGCCUGCUCUGCAAAAUAACUGCCCCGAUCCUGAGCUCUCCCACCAACGCUUUAGACAGUUUUGUUAUCAAGAGGUGUCUGGACCCAAGGAGGCACUGUGCCGCCUCGGACAGCUCUGCCGGGAGUGGCUGCAGCCUGAGCUGCACACGAAGGAGCAGAUCCUGGAGUUGCUGGUGCUGGAGCAGUUCCUGACCAUCCUGCCCCCAGAAAUCCAGGCUUGGGUCAGGAAAAGAUGUCCAGCAAACAGCACUGAGAUUGUAAACCUGGUAGAAGAGUUUCACAGAGCCUCCAAGAGACCAAAGCAGUGGGUGGCCGUCUGUAUGCAGGGGCAGAAGGUGCUCUUGGAGAAAACGGGAGCUCAGCUUGGAGAACAGGAACUGCCAGACUUUCUGGAGGAGUCUUCCCAGUCAGAACCUCAGGACCAGCUGAGCCACCAUCAUGGGGAGAAAUCUCAGCUCCUCCAGGAACCAACCCUUCAGUUGGCUGGGACAGAGGCCACCAGAAUGAGAAGUGACAACAAGGAAAAUCCACAACAGGAAGGGACUAAAGGAGCAAAACCUUGUGCAGUGUCAACUGACAGAUCCAAAGGGAAUGGUCUGCAGAGUCAUGAACCUAGAGCCGUGAGUGUGAGUGAACCCCGGUUGUCACCGAGACAGGUCAGCCCCCCAAAUGCUCAAAAGCCAUUCACUCACCACCAGAGACAGUGCAGGCAACUGGAAUACAUCAGCAGCCCCCUAAAAAGCCACCUGCUGAGGGAGGUGGAGAAAAGCAAUCGUUUGGAACAUCUUGGGCACCCAAAGAAAUCUUACAAAUGUGAUCACUGUGGGAAAAGCUUCUCAUUUAAUUCAGAGUUGGAAAGACACAAGAGGGUCCACACAGGGGAGAGACCGUACACAUGUGAAGUAUGUGGAAACUGCUUUGGGCGGCAGUCAACCCUGCAGCUGCAUCAGAGGAUCCACACUGGAGAGAAGCCGUACCAUUGUAACCUGUGUGGGAAAAGCUUUCGACAGAACUCAAACCUUCGCAAGCAUCAAAGUCUCCACCAUGGAGAAUAAAAGGAGAGCUUCAUUCUUUACGUUCAGAAGGAAGAUAUUUGUACUUUUCCUUCCCCUCACUUGCAUGUAAAUCACAAAGACUUAACAAGGAAAGGCAAAGGUCCCUGAGGAAGUGACGGUGCACAUUUAGCUGGUAAAAGGGGUCCCACAAGAGGCAGACCAGGGACGUGCCCAUACCCAGUGUCAAGGGUAAAGAAAUGGCAGGUCUGGGCAUUGGGUCAAGGAGAACUGCAGUCACUGUUGGAGAACAGGGAGUAAAUACUAAGGGAGUGACAGGAUGAUCCUGCCCCACUUAUUGUGAAGUUCUUCCUAUUGCUUUAUCUUGUAAAAUAAGUUAAAGUAUAAAUUCUACAUAUAGUUGCACAUUUGCUGUCACACAAGACAAUCUUUAUUAUGCUCACACUUCUUUAAUAAAGAUGAGUGAUCCACCAGCAUUUCAAGGCAAAAGUGCAUUGGAAUGUAAGUCUCCUGAUAGUCCAUCUGUAAUUCCUGGCUGUUCAUAACAAAGGAUUGCAUUAAGUGAGAAUGUGUCAUGUUUGUGUUUCCAAAUAACUAAAAGAUGCAUUUAUAUAAAAAAGAAAAAUAUACAUAUGUGUGUGUAUAUAUAUAUGUAUAUAUAUUUUUAUAUAUAUAUAUGAUCCUUUUUAUAUCCAAGCAUCUUUGAUUUAGAAAAACUAAGUCCACACAGCAGUCCCAGCCAAGAGACAGAGAAACACUAUUGAGAGGUGAGGAACCAUGUUUUUCCAUCAUCGUAGCUUUUGGACUUAGCCCAAGAGGAGGAGGUGUUUAGUAAUUGGGUAAUUGAGGACCCUGCUUUCCCUGCCAGGCCCAUUUCUGCCUGAAUUAAGAGAUCAUGUUGGAUGCAACAGGCCAAAACCUUUGCCUUUUGGGCAGAGCCUUAAUGAAAGUCCAGUGGCCUUCCUCAUAGUUUUUGGUGGUCCUAUAUGGGUUUUCUGGGUAUGUUGGGUUUUAUAGGGCAGUGGGGAAUGCGAUAGGGCCUAAUCCUAGAUCACCUUCCUAACUGCUCUGUUAAGACAAUUCAUGUCUACCUUGAAUCUCCCCAAAGGGAGGGAACAUAGAUUUCCAUUUUUCUUAUUUAUAAGGGUUGGAGACAGGAACUCUUCUUAAAAUAAGAGUUCUACUUCUGGUGUGUUUUGAAGUUCUUGAAAAAGAAUAAAGACUCUUGAGUGUUUUCUCAUUCCAAAAUCAAUAUAUGUUCAUUGUUGAAUCUCAGUGUCAUUGGGUACUUGUUCAACUGUGGACCUCGAAUACAUAUGACAAAAUCACCACUCCAAACAUCACUCAUUUCCAAAAGGUUUUCAAGUGUGUGAUACUGCCUCCCCUCCCCCAACUGGGGGUUCACUUUGGCAGAUAGAGGGCUCAAUUCUAGGCCAAGUAGGGGCAGUAAGGAAUUAGGCCUCAGGUGCUCAUUUGCCGGUCUGCACUCAGUUCUUCAAAUGUAGAGAUCCCCCUCAUUCUUUUUGCCCAUGCGGGGUUCCAUCGGAGGGCCUCAGCAUGGAAUGCUGACCUGGUUUGCAAUCAGGUAUCAUGUGCAGUACCCCAAUAUAAAAGAAUAAUCUUUCUCCUUUCAUGUGUAGCCCUUGCCCAUGGAGGUUCUGUGAUCUUUUCUGGACCUUGCCCAGUACUUACCCUUGUGGAGUUAGGAACAAUUCCUGCUCAGGUUAUACGGUCCCUGGAGUACCCUUGGGCAGAUGAGAGGGGAAGCAUCAGUGGUUAGGUGGGGAAUCUGGACCUCACAGAUUUCUCUGAAAAGCAUUUUCUAUCUAUAGGGGAUAAAGACUUUGUAAAUCUAUCCCUUAACACCAUUAUCAUUACCAUCAAAAUUAACAACUCCUGAGUACAAUCCAAUAGACAAUGUUGAAAUUUUUCCCAAUUGUUUCUAAAACAAAAAUGCUACUUUUUGCAGCUUUACUGAGGUUUAUUUCACGUAUAAAAUUCAUCCGUUUAAAAUGUACAGUUCAGUGGUGUUAGUACAUUCAGAGUUGUGUAACCAUCACGAUAAUCCAAUUUUGGAAUAUUUUCCACAGUCCAAGAAGAAACCUCAUAGUCAUGAGCAGUCACUCCCCAUUCCUGACUAUCCUGAACACCCCUCUUUUUUCACUUUGCAUAAGGUUUUCAAAGUUCAGUCAUGUAUCAGUACUUCAUUCUUUUUAUUGCCAAAUUUGAUUGAUUGAAUGGAUAUACCAUGUUUUGUUUAGACAUUCAUCGGGUUAUCGACAUUUGGGUUUUCACUUUUUGGCUAUUAUGAAUAAUGCUGCUAUAAAUAUUGUACAAGUUUUUGUGUGGAUGUGAGUUUUCAUUUCCCUUGGGUAUAUACCUAGAAUGGAAUUGCUAGGUCAUACAGUAACUAUGUUUUAACUUUUUGAGGCACUACCAGACUGUUUUCUAAGGUAGCUGCACCAUUUUACAUUCCCACCAGCAGGAUAUGAGGGUUCCAGUUUCUCCACAUCUUCACCAACAUUUACUAUUUUCCUAUCUUUUAUCAAAAGAUAAAACGGUAUCUCAUUGCAGCUUUGGUUUGCAUGAGUAGGGGAGAGGAUGGGUACAAUUAAUUAUAUCCCAAAAGACUAUUCACCCUGGGGUAAGCCACAGAGAUGAGCUGGAGGUACUCUCUUAAAGGCAGGCUUGGGUCUGCUCCUCUUUCAUUUUGAUUGUACACUGUCCAUAUUCUCCCGAACCCCCACGUAUACACUCCCACAUGCUCCGUUCUUUGAAACUACGUGAGACUAUUUUCCCUUUGCAAGAGGUGGGUUCUAUGGAAGGAAACAGUUUCUAAACCAGGGCACGUCUAAUUCUAGAUGUAUUUGAAAAGCUGAAAGAACGCCAAGAGUGGCUAUAGGGGAGAGAGAGCAAGAACCAUAGAAAAAGAGAGCAGUUGGAGUUGAAGCUGGCAAGGUACAGUCAGGAGACCAUGUUGAAGAUUUUGGACGUUUGACAGUGACUUUUAUAGCAUAAACAAUUGAGUGAUGUGGCACCACAUACUGGAAGAAAACAAAAAUCAGGGAUUAAAAGCAUGAGUCAGCUUUAGAAGAUCUCUAGUAGGCAGCUGAAUGUAGGGACCUGGAGUGCAAGGGAGAGGAGAGACACGGGCUACAGUUAAUGUGAGGUUUUUACACCCAUGAGUGAUUAACAGGCUUGGGAACCCACGUACCCAAGUGAGCCCAGAAUUCAAGAACCAGAGCAAGUUAGAAGUCGGCUGCAGGGCACACACAGCAAGACACUGGCGUCGGGUCUACAAAGAAAAUACUCGACCCGGGUAGGAGUAAGAAGCAUAAAGCAUCCCUGUCUAACGGAGACAUACUCUCAGGGUGGGCCCGUAGCUCCGCAUUGCCAAAGUAGAAGUAGGGCUGGCAAGGCAGCGCCUUCCCAGCGUGGUAAGUGCUUGGUGUCCUCGGCCGUCGACCCACAAUACCCUACCGCUAGUGCGGAAAACAAGACCUCAGGCUCCCCCGUCCUUCGACAAAUGCUCCUACCCCCACCGCCCAGUUUCUGCGGAGAACGCACGCCGAGUAACUGGCGGUGGGAGUGGGCAGGGAGCCGAAUCCAAGCCUCGCGCUAGCACCCGACGGCCGCCCACAGCAUGCACGCCCCAGAGGGCGCAACGGACACCGCCCGAACGGAACCGCUGGAAUCGAGCUCGCAGCUUCCGGUUUCCAGCCGAGCAUGCCGCUCUAGCCCCUCAUCUCAUUGGCAUUUCCGCCGGCCAGAGUGGCAAAUGGCCGAGCUGGAGCGUCAAGGUCUCUCUGAGGCUGCGCAGAGGCUCCUGGGAUCCUUAGUUCCCACCCCCAACUUCCAGCAGCGGCUCACGCCGGGUAGUCGCUGCUCUGGGAUGGCCGCAGUGAAGCAUAGACUAGAAGGGAAAUCAACGUCUAGUGCUCUGUGUUCCCAGAAAAACGCUGGAAUUUUUCUCAGGUACAGGGAGCAAGUGGUCUUACCUCCAUUUAUUUAAACGGCACAACUUCAUUCGGUCUCUUAUCCAAACCACGGUCUACGAAUCUUAACGGUUCCAAUUGACUAUACUGAAAACCAUUUAGGUGUAAAAAAAAUUCACCUCAUCGCCAUCAUUAUAAAAAAGCGUUUAUUAAAUGCCAAAUUGCACAUUAGGUAUAUAUAAUCACUGCCCAUAAGGCUGAUGAGAAUAUACCAAAACCAGUAAAACAAACAUUAAACAUAAGUACAAAACAACAUACUCCUGAGGUAUUCAAAGGAACUAGAGAUUGCAGCAUAUUCUUAGGUUUACACAAGUGUAUUUAUAUCCUAUCCCCCUCCUCCCUUUAUUGUUAAUACGAGGGAAGUCAGUAAAAAAACACCCAUAGUCAGAUGGAGCUUGGUACCAGAUCAAUAGCUCUCCCAACCUACAAAACUACAACAGAUGCCUACACACACUCUUCACGAAGCUCAUUGUUGGUUAGCUUUUUAAAGCUAAAGAUCGUGAAAGAAAAAACACUAUCCUACUGAAACCCACAGGGAUAACGAGUUUAAUGAACAAUUCAAAAUAUUCUUUAUUCAUAUAACCUUUUAUGCCUCCCCUUGUACAUAUAUGAGGCAAAUUGGCAGAUUACUUUUGAGUAAAAUCUGCAGUUUCAGAUUAUAUGAUAUUUUAUGCUGCAGUUAUCAGAACACUGCCACUGAAUUAUAUAGCUUGCCAGGAGUGAAAUCUCAAAAAAUGGCAUUUACUGUGAAAUGUUAUUUUUAAACUUGAAUUCUUGGGUCAUUUUCUAUUAUUAGGGGAGAUACGCAUAGAUUAUUACCUGCAGCAACAGAACUCUAAACAACUAUUUUGAGUGGAAUUCCUUUGAGAAUAAUUCCUUAAUUUUUAAAAUUACAAAAUGUAAACUGAUGACAUCUGAAUUCCGUUAGAAAAAUGCUGUUUCAUCAUUGAUGACCGUUUAACAGACUCUCAUAUUCCGGCAAUCACAUUAAGGACUUGUCAGGUAUACAUUUUCGUCACUGCUUCAACAACAAAACCUAAGAAAUUUGAGUCAGUUUCUUUGGCACAAAGCUUUCACUUUUAAUAGUGUGUCAAAGUCCAAGCUGCAAACUAUAGUCAACCAACUGUUCAAAGCAACAAAACUCUUAAAUUUAGUUUUUCAGCCUGUAUUAACUUUUAUCCAGUAUUUGUUAAUCACAUCUAACACAGUAGGUUAAUAGUAUUUCUUGUGGAAUCUACGUCCAUCAAUUGGCAUUGUAAAUAGAAGGGUGAAGAAGCCACCAUCAUAAAAACAGCAUGGCUCUCACUGGCUGACACAACCUCUUUUCUUCAACUCCCUGGGCUCAAAGCAGCUUCAAUUACAUCCAGCAAAUAUGUUUAGGAGCAAGUGUACAAAAAGACAGUAUCUGAAAAUAUGCCUAUUUCACAGUAACUGACACUCAGGGUUUUGUUUUCAAUUUUUCUGCACACCAAUCUUUAUUACACCAAAAAGCUGUUUUGAUUACGCCCAUGUGUACGAUAGUGUUUCUGUAAAAAUACUGUUUUUCUAAUCUCUUAUUGAGUUUUGGCAUAAUGUCCCAAAAUCUGGAGAAGAAAAUCGCAAAAUAGGAGAGGUUAACUGUAAAGAAAGUCUCAUCUGGAAAGGUAAAUGUCCAUUUUAAAGUGUGGAAGAGAUUCAUGGCAUAAACUCUCACCUUCCCUAUACUUUCUUAGGAGCAAAGGAUGACAAAAACUCAUUGCUGUUGAGUCGAUUCUGACUCAUAAUGACCCUACAGGACAGAGUAGAACUGCCCCAUAGGGUUUCCAAGGCUGCAAUCUUUAGGAAGCAGAGUGCCACAUCUUUCUCCUGUGGAGCAGCUGGUGGGUUUGAACUGCCGACCUUUCGGUUAGCAGUUGAGCACUUAACCACCGUACCAGGGCUCCUAUAAAGGAGGACGGUUUCCAUCUCUCGUGUCAGCUCCUUCUGUCCAAGUGCCUCUCGACUCCUUUCUACAGGAGCUUUUCUAGUGGGGGCCUCUUUUCCAAUUUUAUUUACCACCUUCAAACUCUAUUCAGUCUUAAAUAUUAGCACUCCUAAUUUGUGCUACAACGCACUGUAUCAGCUUCUCCUGUCCAGGACAGAAACAGGAAAGUGGGGCAGUAGUACUCUUAUUGAUAUUUAACAAGGAUUAUUAUACCCCUGAGUUGGCUCAUCAGAAAAUUAACUGGAGACUAGCUUUCUACACUGUUUUAAGCUUCUCAGACCAAGAGAAACUACUGGGGGAAAAAAAAAACAAAAACUCCAGACAAGCUCACUUUUUUAUUCAAGGUCCUGAAGCCCGGACCGACUGGUGUUCUUUACCCUAAGAGCAGAGACACCAGAAACAAAGAUGCAAAUCUGACCUUGACAUACAGGGCACAUGGUCUCAACUGUAUGUCUGCGAAUAAGAAACAAGGCAAAAAUGACAAAAGAGCAUGGAGUGAGUGGGCUGAGUUAGGGCGUCCGUUUCAGUUCUCCUCACUCAACCUAUAAAACAAUGUCAAACAGUACUAAUUUCAUACAGAUAUUACAUUCAAAUAGUUACAGCAAAGAAAAAGUAUAAAACAUAAAAUUAGUUACUUUCCCAGGUACUGCAGAACUGGCAAAUAAAUAAAUAAAUUCUCCCUCUUGCAAAGCUUAUUUUAAAAAAAUUAAAAGAACUCUAGCAACAACCUUCAUUUUAAUGAAAAUGAGUUAAAAAAAAAAAAAAAAGUUCUAUCUUCCUGCCUCUAACCAGUGUUAA
Molecule: messenger RNA, 8587 nt
Organism: Loxodonta africana (African savanna elephant)
Lineage: Eukaryota; Metazoa; Chordata; Mammalia; Proboscidea; Elephantidae
Gene: ZNF174
Product: zinc finger protein 174
Exons: 3
Coding region: 719-1873 (384 amino acids)
Source: RefSeq, a predicted model, not a curated record